UUCCUUCAAAUCUUAGUCUCUCCGCCAAAGACGUUUUUUAAACUUCUUUUUUUCCCCCCGGAAGAGUGAUUCUGCCAUUCUAAUCUUCUGCUCUCGAACUGAUAAAUCCCUUAACCCGAAAACCUCAGACCCCACUUCUCGAAACCUUCAAAUCCGUUGAAAACCAGUAAACCUCCAUCACCGAAAACUAUGGAUUCCUACAGCCCCAAACUUCCAUCUUCUUCCCUUGUUUUCAUUUGUUGUGCUCUGAAAAGUGACUGAGUGUUGAAAAUGCUCUUGUUGUUUGAGACUCCUGCGGGCUUUGCUCUGUUCAAAGUAUUAGAUGAAGGGAAGCUCUCUAAAGUCGAAUCUGGAUUGCAGGACUUGUGGAAGGAGUUUUCAACUUCAGAAUCUGCUAGAAAGGUAGUGAAGCUGAAAGCUUUUUCCAAAUUUGAGAACACUUCUGAAGCUUUGUCAGCAGCAACCUUGCUGAUUGAUAGCAAGCCUAGCAAGGCUCUUCGCAAGUUCUUGCGUGCUCAUUGUGAUGGGGAAACAUUAGCAGUGGCAGACUCAAAAUUUGGAAAUGCAAUAAAGGAAAAAUUGAAAAUAGAAUGUGUGCACAACAAUGCUGUGAUGGAGCUGAUGAGAGGUGUGAGAAGUCAGUUGACUGAACUAAUAUCUGGUCUAGCAGUCCAAGAUUUGGCUCCGAUGAGCUUGGGCUUAUCUCACAGCUUGUCUAGAUACAAGCUAAAAUUUAGCCCUGAUAAGGUGGAUACAAUGAUUAUUCAGGCAAUCGGUUUGUUGGAUGAUCUUGACAAAGAGCUUAACACUUACGCAAUGAGAGUCCGGGAAUGGUAUGGUUGGCAUUUUCCAGAACUUGCAAAGAUUGUACAAGACAAUAUCCUCUAUGCAAAGGCAGUGAAACUUAUGGGAAAUCGUUCAAAUGCUGGAAAACUUGAUUUCUCUGAGAUACUACCAGAAGAGGUCGAGACAGAACUGAAAGAGGCAGCAGUCAUUUCCAUGGGAACUGAAGUCAGUGACCUAGAUCUGAUGAAUAUCAGGGACCUAUGUGAUCAAGUGUUGGCUCUUUCAGAGUAUAGAGCUCAACUAUAUGACUACUUGAAAAGCAGAAUGAAUGCCAUUGCCCCUAAUUUGACUGCUCUUGUUGGGGAGCUUGUUGGUGCUCGUCUUAUUGCACAUGGAGGAAGCUUGUUGAAUCUUGCAAAGCAGCCUGGAAGCACUGUCCAGAUCCUUGGUGCAGAGAAAGCCCUCUUUAGAGCUUUGAAAACCAAACAUGCUACCCCCAAAUAUGGACUUAUCUUCCAUGCAUCCUUGAUUGGCCAGGCAGCUCCAAAGCUCAAGGGGAAAAUUUCUCGGUCACUUGCAGCUAAGACUGCAUUAGCCAUUCGAUAUGAUGCUCUGGGAGAUGGUCAAGAUAACUCUAUGGGGCUAGAGAAUCGAGCCAAGCUUGAGGCUCGGUUGAGGAAUCUUGAGGGCAGAGAAUUGAGCCGUUCAGCUGGAUCAACUAAAGGCAAACCGAAGAUAGAGUUCUAUGACAAAGACCGGAAGAAGGGUGCAGGGGCACUGAUAACUCCUGCUAAGACUUAUAAUACUUCUGCUGAUUCAAUACUUGGACGGACUACUGAACCAGUCAUUGAGAAGGCGGAGAAACAGGAUGAAGACACUAGUCCAAAGAAGAGGAAGCAUGGAGAAGCACCACUAUCUCAGACCCAAGAAGCAGUUGAAGGGGUACCAGUUACAGGUGAUGAGAAGAAGGAAAAGAAAAAGAAGAAGAAAAAGAAGACUGAUGCUGAGGACAUUGAUCUACAAAAUAACAAGGAUAGUGGUGUGGAACCCGAAAGGGAAGAGGCAGAAACUAAAAAGAACAAGAAAAAGAAGGCUGAAGCUGAGAGUGCUGAAAUUCAAAAUGAGGGGCAAGAUGUUGAACCAGAGGCAGAAGGAAAAAAGAAGAAAAAGAAGAGAAAACAUGAAGAAGAAAAUAAGAUGCAAAGCAAGAAGAAAGAGAAAAAGAAGAAUGAUGAGUGAACCUUAUGACAAGCAGGAGGCCUACAUUAUGAAAAAUCCUAUGAUUUUGGAUAUUUUAGGUACUAUUUUUUGGUUUGUAAAGUUAUUUAAUCAAUAUCCUUUUUUAGGUACUAUUUUGAAAACUGGACCAGACCUGACAGUUGGACCGGUUGACCCAGGAACGGUCAGGUAACCAGUUCUGUUGCGCCCUAAAACCUCUUUUUGGUCAAAAAUCGUUGAUUUGAUCAGUGACCCACUGACCCGGGUGGUUGAACUGUCAAUCCAUUGUUUUUGGCCGUUUUUUAUUUUUUAAGUUAUAACGGACUGUCCGUUUGAACUGGA
Nelumbo nucifera (sacred lotus) is the source of this 2346-nucleotide messenger RNA. The record is from RefSeq and is a predicted model, not a curated record. Lineage: Eukaryota; Viridiplantae; Streptophyta; Magnoliopsida; Proteales; Nelumbonaceae.